This is a messenger RNA of Pelmatolapia mariae (spotted tilapia), 2357 nucleotides long. RefSeq names its product solute carrier family 5 member 10 (gene slc5a10). The transcript has 14 exons. Lineage: Eukaryota; Metazoa; Chordata; Actinopteri; Cichliformes; Cichlidae. Gene Ontology annotation, cellular component: plasma membrane. Gene Ontology annotation, molecular function: D-glucose:sodium symporter activity. The record is from RefSeq and is a predicted model, not a curated record. Gene Ontology annotation, biological process: transmembrane transport. The coding region runs from base 16 to 1656 and encodes 546 amino acids.
UUGGCUGGGCGGGACAUGGCCUGGUGGCCGAUUGGAUCGUCUCUCUUUGCCAGUUCAGAGGGCUCGGGUCUGUUCAUCGGUCUGGCGGGGACGGGAGCUGCCGGAGGCAUCGCUGUCACCGGCUUUGAAUGGAAUGCCACCUAUGUGUUGCUGGCUCUAGCCUGGGUAUUUGUGCCUGUCUACAUCUCCUCAGGGAUCGUGACCAUGCCAGAGUAUCUGGGACGUCGUUUUGGAGGAGAGAGGAUCAGAACCUACCUGGCUGUCCUCUCGCUGAUGUUGUCCGUCUUCACAAAGAUUUCAACUGACCUGUACUCUGGAGCCUUGUUUGUUCAGGUGUGUCUCGGAUGGAACCUGUACCUGUCUACUGUCCUCAUGCUGGUGGUCACUGCGCUCUACACCAUUGCAGGUGGUCUCGCUGCUGUCAUUUACACAGACACCCUCCAGACGUUUAUCAUGCUCGUUGGUGCAAUUAUCCUAACAGUUACUGCUUUCAAUGAGAUUGGUGGCUACAGCCAGCUGGCCGAGCGGUACAGCAGAGCGAUACCCAGUAAAAUUAUUCCCAACAGUACCUGCCACCUGCCACGGAAGGACGCCAUGCACCUGUUCAGAGAUGCCGUCACCGGAGACCUUCCCUGGCCCGGGAUGACUCUGGGGCUCACCAUACUGGCCACAUGGUACUGGUGUACCGACCAGGUUAUCGUACAAAGGUCCCUAUCUGCUAAGAACAUGAGUCAUGUGAAAGGAGCCUCCAUCUUUGCCGCCUAUCUAAAGAUAUUGCCCUUUAUCUUCAUCGUCCUCCCUGGGAUGAUCAGUCGAGCUCUCUACCCCGACUCUGUAGGCUGUGUGGAUCCAGAGGAGUGUGUGCGAGUGUGUGGAGCUGAGGUUGGAUGCUCCAACAUCGCUUUCCCCAAACUGGUCAUUGAACUCAUGCCAAGCGGCCUGCGGGGACUCAUGAUAGCUGUGAUGAUGGCCGCUCUGAUGUCUUCGCUGACCUCCAUCUUCAACAGCAGCUCCACGCUCUUUACCAUGGACAUUUGGAAGAAGCACCGGCCACGGGCCUCUGAGAGGGAACUGCUGCUGGUUGGCAGGAUUGUGACCGUUAUCUUGGUGGUGGUGAGCGUGGUCUGGAUCCCCAUCCUCCAGUCAGCCAACAGCGGGCAGCUGUACGUUUACAUCCAGUCGGUGACGAGCUACCUCGCUCCACCCGUCACUGCUGUUUUCACUCUGGCCGUCUUCUGGAAGAGGACCAAUGAGCAGGGCGCCUUCUGGGGGCUGAUGGUGGGUUUGGUGGUCGGCGUGUGCAGGAUGGUGCUGGAGUUUGCCUUCCCUCCUCUCAGAUGUGGCGUUGAGGAUUCGGCACCUGCGGUGCUACGUAGUGUCCACUACCUCCACUUCGCCAUUCUGCUCUGUGGGCUCACGGCAAUUGUGGUUGCUGUUGUAUCACUGCUUACACCACCCCCCACCCACGAACAGGUGUGUAACCUGACCUGGUGGACAAUAACUGAAGAGCCAAAAAGAGACAUUCCUCUGCAAAAAGAGACUCCAGCUCCCAGAGUCCCCAGCAUUCGAGAGAACGUGUUGUGGUCGAGGUUUUGCUGUUUCAAUGCUCUCCUGCUGGUCAGCAUUAACAUUUUUCUCUAUGCAUACUUUGCCUGAGGUGAGGUCAGAUUUAACAUCUGGCCUCAGCUGAACUGUAGUCCCUCCAACACGAGCUGGAAAGUGAUCCCUCUAGAUCCAAGAAUGUGAAGAAACAAACAGGUUUUUGCUCAGAUUUCACUCGAAUCAUUAAGACAUCGACUCACAGUGUAAAGCCGGUAGAUGCCGGUGGACAGCACAGCACACAUCUCCAUUAAAACAGUUAAAUUUAGAUAAUAAUCAUUAUGACAAUAAUGGGCAAAUGCCAUGGAAAUAAAACGUUGAAGUGUGUGGAUUAUAACAAACCAACGUAAAUAAAAGGGCAUCAAACAUCACCUUUAAUUUAAAGCUUCACAAUAUGCAGUGAGAGCACAUCAGUGUGGUUCAGGCUCUGCAUGUGACAUAAUAUUGUUGCCUAGAAACGGCAUGCUCAGUGUUGAUUAUUUAGUUAUGUUUAGAGCUUUGUGUGAAUGUUUGCACUAAAUGUUCUUUUGAUUUAUCAUUUUAUUUACAUGAUUUAUGAAUUUUAAUCAGAAUUUCUCACACAUGACCUAAAGUUGUUAUAUUGAAGUCUUUACCAAUGGAAGCGAUGGAACAGUGAGUGUAGCUCCAAAUGCAUCCCAAUGAGAAAUAAUGAGAAAUUUCAUGUUCAUUUUAUCAGUAGUAAUAUUUCCAUGUGGUCCUGUAAUCUUUUUUUCCAGGUGAUAUCAAAACUAAACUGA